AUGCCCAGCGUUCCAAACAAGAUACUGGUAGGCCCCACCACGUACGUGCACCUCCGCCGCAAGCACAGGGACUACUACGUGCCGGACUUUCUCUGCGGCGCCGAUGGGGAGUCGAAAUCGCCGCGGUUGCCCGAUGAUAGCGAGCACGUGUGGCGUUACAGCGUGUCGAAGGCGCACCACAACACCGUUUUCUUUUUCAAUGCGGUGACGCGCAAGUCUGUGUGGGUGCUCCCGGUUGUGCACCGCGAUGGCCGCACGGAGCCGCUGGGCGAGGGUGAGGUGAUGCGAGCCAUCUACUCCAGUAUCGUCGCCGAUGAAGGUGUUGAGGCGAUACCAGAGGCAGCGGGCAACGGGCUCACCAAAGCGCGCGUGCAUCAAGAGAAAAGCAUGGACGCUCGCGGCAAGCUCGAUAUCGGCGUCACCGGCUCACUCAGCUCAACACCUCAGCUGCUUUCAGCCGUCGCGGGGCAAUCAACGUCGGCGGAGGCUCGCUCUCUUGGCGAUCCCCCCUCCGAGACGGCGGCUCCACACGUUGCAGGGCCAUCCACCCACCCUGCCGCAGCGCUACAGGCGGUUGCAAGAGAACGAGUGCACGCAGCAGUGCAGCGGGCACGUGAAGCAGAGGCGCAGCGCACCUCUGCUGCGCCGAGUGCGAUAGCCGAGAGAGAGCACCACAGGCCAACAUUGCAGGACCGACUCGCUGCUUGGCGGGCCCGCCAGCACGACCCGGCAUCGCCAGCAGAAGCGCAGCAGCAGCAACCAGCCUCGACUGCCAGGGGCCCAACGGCGGCGACGACGGAGACGCUCUCGGUAGUUGUCAAUGAUCCGUAUGCAUACACUAUAUCGUCCACGAUGCCGACGAACAAGCAGUGCGAGUCCUCGAGCGCGGAAGGCGCGCUACAUGCGAAGGAGAACGAGAUGCUGCCGCGCACGCCGGACGCGACACAGCGCCACUCGCCCAUGCACACCCAGGCUCCAGCAGCCGCCUUUGCCUCUACCGACCCCGAGGACGCGUUGCACGCGCUGGUGCUAAAGCAGGCCCAGUCACUGGAGAACAUCAACACCGCACCACUGGUCAAUGUAGCAGCACCGACCAUCCAGGAGAGAGAGCUCGCGAGAGCCGCAGCACUUCUUCAUCGCGAGAAAAUCGCCGCCAUGCAGCAAGAGAUGGCGGCACUGGAGUCCCGACGCCGUGCGCUGGCGGUGGAGCAGGCGGAGGCGGAGGAGCGCGCGCGUCUAGCGCAGGCACGCGCCGCCGCCGAGCGCGCACGCUUGGAAGAGAUCGAACGGACUACACGUGAGCAGGCGCAGCGGCGCGCCGCCAUGGACGCGUCUGCCGCGGCUGAGCUGCGUGUACAGGACGUGAACGAGUACUUGUCGAAACAGCGGCAACUGCAGGAGGCAGCGCAGUCUGCUGUAGCAGACUCGUUCACGUACGCCUCUCGUAUCGCCGCGCAGCUCGUCGCCGCGGCCCCCCGACCAGAGAGUGUCUGCAUCCCCGCCGAGGGCAAACCUAGCAAAUCGGGUAGUGAAGCGCGUGCGCCACUCACACCGCCUGACUACCGCGCCCAUCAAGUUGGCCGGGUGGCGCCGACCGCUGCAGGACCUCCAGCUGCGUCGCCGGUGGCAAGGGAGCCGGGCCCCCGGGCAGAGGCGAAGAAAGAGAGCGGUGGUGCCUCCGUGGGAGCGCCGCGUGGCGCCCUGACCGUCGCGCCUACCUCGACUGGCGCGGCAACCGCUCAGCGCCGCGAGGGGCGCCUUGCCUAUGCGUUGCCACACCUAUACGAGGGUGAGCUCAUCACCUACCGCCCGAGCCGCAGCUUUACCCGCCAGGCAGUCCUGAACGACCGUGCCGCCGCGAUCGAGAACCAGCCUCCUCGAGCGCUCAGCUCUUCAGCAGCACGGCCCACCACACCUGUUAUCCUGGCAGCCAAGCGCGAUGGCACUGGCACGCAGUACUACGACGCGGCCCACGAGCACUUCUUCCACGGCACCUGGAGUGAGGACAAGCGAGACGGCGCUGGGGUGCUGUCGCUGCCAAGCACGGCGGUGCAGGGCGGCUGGCACGACGACCAGCUCGUCGGCCCCGCCAUUGUGCAAACGCGGCACAGCAAAGGCGCGGUCACUUUCGCCUCCGGGAAGCCCGCCGGCAGCUUACCGGCGCCCGGCACGGGCCCUACGGCCACCUUGUCGCGUGACAACGGCGCACUCCCGUCCACGGCUUCGCACACGUCGCGCACCGCAGCCGGCACGACCACACUGACUGGCAACGCCGUCAUGGAGCUGGACAACAAGGCGCUCUUCGUCGGUGCGCUCGAGGAGGGUCGCGUACGUGCACCGUAUGUCCUUCAGCUGGGUCAGGGCGACUACAUCGAGUGGCUUGGCGCUCCCGCGCGCCGGAGAGGAUGCGCUCGCUCGCCCGCCGGCACAUCGGGAGAGCUGAUAAAACACACCCCUGCCCAUGCCACCUCCUCUUCCUCGGCCCCCGCCUCGAAGGCUGGCACUGGUGAGUGCCGUAUCCGCUUCCGCAACGACGACACCUACGUUGGGCACGUCUGCAACUUUCAACUUCACGGCUUCGGCUACUACCGCUUCGCCGAGGACGGGCACUCCUACAUCGGUCGAUUUGAAGCUGGCUUGCCGCACGGGGAGGGGCUGCUGAUCAUUGCAAACGGAGACGUGUACCGCGGCGGCUUUGCGAAGGGGCUCUUCGACGGCCACGGUACUUACGACUCGCACAUGGGGCACUACGUGUACGAGGGGGACUGGGUGGCCGGAAAGAUGAGCGGUCAGGGCUCGCUGGCCUUUGCCAACGGUGAUGUAUGGAAAGGCACUUUCAGAGACGACACGCGCGUGGUCGGCGUAUAUACGACGCUCGUGUAA
Molecule: messenger RNA, 2883 nt
Organism: Leishmania major strain Friedlin
Lineage: Eukaryota; Euglenozoa; Kinetoplastea; Trypanosomatida; Trypanosomatidae
Exons: 1
Coding region: 1-2883 (960 amino acids)
Source: RefSeq, a predicted model, not a curated record